AUGACUGAAAUGCUCCCAAGAUCAGACGAUUUGGAGGCUACAUGGAACUUCAUUGAACCGGGUAUUAAUCAAAUUCUAGGCCAUGAAGAUGCUCAUAAACAAACAUCGCAAGACAAACGGGUUGACAAGAUUUUGUCCCCUACUAUGUACAUGGAAGUAUACACUGCAAUUUACAAUUAUUGUGUUAAUAAAUCACGUUCUUCGGGUCAAUUCAAUACAGAUAAACCAUCUAAUCAAUCAUCUAUCCUGGUAGGUAGUGAAAUAUAUGAAAAAUUGAAAAAUUACCUUAAGAAAUAUCUGUUAAAUUUUGAAAAAAACCCUGAAGAGACUUUUUUACAAUUUUAUGUUAGACAUUGGAAGAGAUAUACAGUUGGUGCAAUCUUUUUAAAUCAUACGUUUGAUUAUAUGAAUAGAUACUGGGUUCAAAAGGAGAGAAGUGACGGUAAAAGACACAUCUUUGAUGUUAAUACUUUGUGUUUGAUCACUUGGAAAGAAGUUAUGUUUGAUCCUAAUAGUGAACUUCUUGUUAAUGAGAUUUUGGACCAAAUUACUCUUGAAAGAGAUGGAACAGCUAUAAAGAGAGGGGAUAUUACUACAUCUAUCAAAUCGUUCGUUAUGUUAGGUAUCGAUUUACAAGAUUUAAAGAAACUAAAUUUGAACGUCUACAUUCAAGUUUUUGAAAAACCAUUCCUAAAGAGAACUGAAGAAUAUUACAGGCAAUACUCAGUGAAUUAUUUGAAGACACAUCCAGUAACGGAUUAUAUCUUUGAAGCACAUACCAUUAUAAAUCGUGAAGAGAAGGGUAUGGCCAUGUAUUGGGAUGAUCAUACCAAGAAACCAUUAUCUGAAACUUUAAAUACUGUUUUGAUUAAGGAACAUAUUGAAAAGAUGGAGGCAGAUUUUGUUACUUUGCUAGAUUCAAGAGAUAAUAAUAAGAUUUCUGCACUAUACAAUUUGUUACAAAGAGAUUUCACACUAUUACCAAAACUUGCUACAGCUUAUGAAGAUUACGUAAGGCGUACUGGUGAACAUGAAGUUUCAAGAUUAAUAGAAGCCCAUAAAGCUGCUGUAAUGAGCAGUGCCCCAGAGGGAGCUAAUCCAAAGAAAUUAGCUAUGACAGCCAUGCAUUCAUUCCCUCCAAAGGAAUACAUAAAGAGAUUACUUGUUGUGUAUGAUACAUUCCGUGUGAUUACAUAUGACUGUUUUGAUAAUGAUGUUCUUUUCACAAAGGCUCUUGACAAUGCAUGUCGUGCUUAUAUUAACGAUAAUGAAUUUGCAUUACCACCGGGAUCUUCUAGAUCUGCCACAUCAAAGACCUCUGAAAUGUUGGCCAAAUAUAGUGACCAACUGUUAAAAAAAUCUACAAAACCUGAGAUUGCUGCAGAUAUGUCUAUUGAUGAUAUUAUGGUGGUAUUCAAAUUUUUGACCGAUAAGGAUGUCUUUGAAUCCCAUUAUCGUAGAUUAUUUGCAAAAAGAUUAAUUCAUGGGACUUCUAUAUGCGAUCAAGAUGAAGAGGCUGUUAUUCAAAGAUUACAAAGUGAGAAUAGUAUGGAAUAUACAGGUAAGAUAACUAAGAUGUUCCAAGAUGUAAGACUUUCUAAGAUCCUUGAGACAGAUUUCGAUAUGAUGGUGAAACAAUUGCCAGAUUAUUCAAGAAAGAAAUACCCUGAGUUACAACCAUUUGUCCUUGCCGAGAACAUGUGGCCAUUUUCAUUCCAAGAAGUCGAAUUCAAUAUCCCGCAAGAGUUGGAGAGUACUUAUACAAAAUUAGCUGACAUGUAUAUCAAUAAACAUAAUGGUCGUGUCCUUAAAUGGUUAUGGCCAUUAUGUCGUGGUGAAUUAGUGGCAAACAUUGGUAAACCAGGUCGUCCCCCAUUCCAUUUCACUGUGACGUUAUUCCAAAUGAGUAUAUUAUUAUUGUUCAAUGCUACCGACACUAUCACAUUAGAGACUAUUCAAGAUAAGACUGGCUUAUCAUUACAAAACAUUGCUGCUUCGAUGGUGCCGUUUAUUAAAUUUAAAUUAAUACAACAAAUCCCAACAGGUUUAGAAGCAUUGGUGAAACCAGAUACUCAGUUCAAGAUUGCACAACCAUAUAAAGCAUUAAAAACUAAGAUUAAUUUUGCAGGUGGUGUCAAGAAUGAUAUAUUGAAUGCAUUGCAACAUAAUAAUGGAAAUGGCAGCAAUAAUAAUGACCCGAAUAAUAACGGUGCACAAAGUAAAAAUGGUGCGAAUGCAGAUGGUAACACAAUGACGGAGAACGAGUUGAUAGAGAAAGAAUUAAACUCUGAGAGACAAAUCUUCCUGGAGGCCUGCAUUGUUAGAAUCAUGAAGGCAAAACGUAAGUUACCACACACUAUGUUAGUAAACGAGUGUAUUGCUCAGACACAUCAACGGUUUAAUCCUAAAGUAUCGAUGAUUAAAAGAGCCAUUGACGGGUUAAUCCAGAAGGGUUACUUGCAGAGAUGCGAUGAUGGUGAAUCUUACUCUUACUUAGCUUGA
Molecule: messenger RNA, 2502 nt
Organism: Maudiozyma barnettii
Lineage: Eukaryota; Fungi; Ascomycota; Saccharomycetes; Saccharomycetales; Saccharomycetaceae
Gene: CDC53
Product: cullin CDC53
Exons: 1
Coding region: 1-2502 (833 amino acids)
Biological process (GO): protein ubiquitination; SCF-dependent proteasomal ubiquitin-dependent protein catabolic process
Cellular component (GO): SCF ubiquitin ligase complex
Molecular function (GO): ubiquitin protein ligase binding
Source: RefSeq, a predicted model, not a curated record